GACAUGACGUGUAUUUUUAAAGAAACGUGAGAUACCGGUAUGAACGAUAAUAUUAUACGCAUAUCUAUUUGUUCUGUUAAAUAAUUAUACUAUAGGGUUUUGAGUGAGGCCAUAGAAAUUAAUUGGUUGUUUUGAAAGCCUGCAAGUAUAAUUUAGUAGGUAAUCUUCUCUGUUGUGUCAUCUGAUACAACCCAAAAGCAUUUUAAUUCGAAAAUAAUAAAAAAUAUAACCCUCUGUAGUGUUACUAUAGCAUCACGACAUUGUCAUCAGUGCUGAGAAUAAUGACUAAAGUUAGAUGUAAAAGCUGUAUUAUACUGGCGUGGAAGGUUAUAUUAUUUUUGUUGCACCGGUAUUGUUAUUGUGAAGUUUCAGAUGUUCACUACCCCUAUGUAACGUGUGGUUCCAUAAUAAAGAUUGAGAAUACAAAUUACAAAGUUCGUCUACAUUCCCAUGAAGUUAAAUAUGGAUCAGGCAGUGGCCAGCAGUCUGUUACAGGCACUGAUACUAAGGAAGAUAUCAAUAGCCACUGGGUAGUGAAUGGAAAGAUGGGACAUCCUUGUAAUAGAGGACAACCAGUAUCUUGUGGUACAGUGGUACGACUUGAACAUUUAACAUCAAAGAAAAAUCUUCAUAGUCAUCAUUUUCCAUCUCCAUUGUCACAUAAUCAAGAAGUUAGUGCUUUUGGUGAAGAUGGUAAAGGCGAUACUGGAGAUUACUGGAAAGUGGUAUGCAGUUCAGAUUACUGGGAGAGAGGUGGAAAUAUCAGAUUAAAACAUGAAGAUACUGAUAGCUGGCUGUCUGUGUCUGGCCAUAGUUAUGGACGUCCAAUCCAUGGACAGCUGGAAGUGUGCACUGUACAGCAUUUGGACAGCUCUUCUUACUGGCGAACAGUGGAAGGUGUUUACAUCAAACCUGAAGAUUCAUCACCUAAACUUAUCCAUCAGCAUAAAGAACUAUAGACUUAGUGUUACUUUUUACCAUAACUUGGUCACCUAAUUUUAUUAAUAUUUGUUUUAGUGCACAUGCUGCAUCAUGUGAUUAUUGACUAAAAUCUGAUGCAAUACUGAUAUUGAAUUGGUUUUUGGUUUACUUUCAGAGACAUAUUUUGACAGUAUACAUAUAUUCAAAUUCCUUUCAUGAUGAUAUGUGACAUUAUAUUGAAAUCAGAAUAAUAAAAGUGUGAGAAUCAACAA
Molecule: messenger RNA, 1193 nt
Organism: Limulus polyphemus (Atlantic horseshoe crab)
Lineage: Eukaryota; Metazoa; Arthropoda; Merostomata; Xiphosura; Limulidae
Product: stromal cell-derived factor 2-like
Exons: 6
Coding region: 282-959 (225 amino acids)
Source: RefSeq, a predicted model, not a curated record